AUGAUUAGAAGUGCUUCGCAUGGUGUUGCAAAAAUAUGCGACUCAUGUACUUAUUCAUCCGACGAUUGUAUUGCGAAUGCGAUGAGUAUUGUAAUAUGUACAACAGAUAGUGCUCAAUGUGAAAUAUUUGCAAGAAAAAAAAGACUAUCAGAAUGUAACGAUAAAUACAAUGAUAAUGUUCAUAUUGAAUACGAUUGUGUUCCAAUAUCAAUGACUGAUGGAAAAAAAGAGUAUACGAUUUGUCAAAACAGUACAGAUAUAACAAGUGAUUAUGGUAUCAUAAGAAGUCCUGGUUAUUCAAGACAGUUUCAAAUCACAGCAACAAUAGUCGAAUGUUUUCGUUCGAUAAAUGUACCAAGCAAUAAAGCAAUUCGUUUAUGGCUAACUGAUCGAUAUAUUGGCUCAACACCUGAGGAUUGUACUCAAGGUCAUGUCGAUGUUGUUGAUAGUAUUCGAACCAGGGUUGCCAACUGUUAA
This is a messenger RNA of Rotaria socialis, 477 nucleotides long. NCBI's taxonomy places the organism in Eukaryota, Metazoa, Rotifera, Eurotatoria, Philodinida, Philodinidae. The record is from the annotation of a GenBank genome assembly.